AUCGCUCGCCGGUCCCUCGGCCCCUCCAAGUCACCGCGCUCGUGCUCAACUAUUUUUCAUCUCCUUUCCUCCCUGGUCCACAGCAGUUUCCCCUGCUCCACUUCUCCUCCUCGUACUGUCGUACAGAGCGAGCAGAGCAGGCACCGGCGAGGGCGCAUGGCCCGCCGCAAGUUCCGGCUGUCCGACAUGAUCCCCAAUGCCUGGUUCUACAAGCUCCGCGACAUGGGCGCCCACGGGCGCGGCGGCGUCGGGGUGCAUCAUCGGUCCUCCUCGGCCCGGUCCUACCAGCAGCCGCCGUCGGCUCGGGAGUCGUCGGCUCGGUGGAGCGUGGAGGCCGCGCGGCAGCCGCCGUCGUCCCGGUGGCACAGGGAGGUAAGCAACGACGUCCAGCAGCCGGAGGCCGACGUCGAGCCGCCGGCCACGCCGACCAAGGAGUCGCCCCGUGCCCCGCUCCCUCGCAGGGCGUCGUACUACUACUCCACCAGAGACAGGGAGGUCCCGGCGCCGCCGGUUCCGAAGCCGCCCAGGGCCAAGGAAGCGCAGUCGCCGACGAGGAGCGCCAGGAGGCGGCACAAGGUGGACCACGCGCCUGAAGAAAGAGGACCCGCCGGGGGGAAGGAGCCCGUGGUCGGCGCGCUAGGCAGCUCUGGUCGGCGUCGUGACACGUGCAUCAAGAGUGACGGCGGGGAGCCCCGGAGGCCAACGGUGUCAGGCCCGGCGGACGACGGCCGCAACGUCAAGGUGAUCGCGUCGCAGAACGAAAUCAUCAUCGACCUCCUGGGCGAGGACACGCCCGGGAGAAGGCUCCGGCCAAUCGUGACCAAGCCAGCGGCGAGGAGACAGCCUGGGCCGAACAAGCAGGAUGUCACCCGAGCCGACCACGCCGACGCGACCGCGAGAGCGAGCUCUGCCUCCGACAAGAGCAGCGUCAGCAGGCCGAGGCGUUCCUCCGCAUCAUCGUCGGGCCGCCGCCGCCUCAAGACGCUUUCCAAGAGCCCGCGCCUGGCCGCCACCGCCAGGAAAGCGAACCCGCCGUCCCGGAAAUGGGCGGCGCCACCGCCACCGCUGCCGGCGCCGGUGAUCGUGAGCAGCUACCCGGUGGUGAAGAUGUCGGAGGACCCACGGCAGGACUUCCGCGAGUCCAUGGAGGAGAUGAUCAGCGCGAAGCGCAUCCAGGACGCGGAGGACCUGGAGGACCUCCUGGCCUGCUACCUCUCCCUCAACGACGCGGCGCACCAUGACCUCAUAAUCGACGUCUUCGAGCAGAUUUGGGUGAGCCUCGCCGGCGCCAGGCCGUGAAAGAGAGCCGCCGGCCAUGGCAGCUCCGCGGUGCAUUCAGCAAUGGUGGAUCCCAUCCUAUCCUUACCAUUGCUCCCGCAUUAAUCAACUAGAUUAAUUGGCUC
Triticum urartu is the source of this 1403-nucleotide messenger RNA. RefSeq lists its product as uncharacterized. Gene Ontology annotation, molecular function: DNA binding. Gene Ontology annotation, biological process: negative regulation of DNA-templated transcription. The record is from RefSeq and is a predicted model, not a curated record. Lineage: Eukaryota; Viridiplantae; Streptophyta; Magnoliopsida; Poales; Poaceae.